Messenger RNA from Rotaria sp. Silwood2, 1008 nucleotides. The record is from the annotation of a GenBank genome assembly. Lineage: Eukaryota; Metazoa; Rotifera; Eurotatoria; Philodinida; Philodinidae.
AUGAUGAUGACGUGUUUUGAUGAUUUAAACAUUGAUUUACUCAUGGAAAUAUUCGAUUAUUUAUCUUUCACUGAACUAUUUCGAGCCUUUUUUGGACUAAAUCAACGCUUGAAUAAUAUCAUUCGACAUUAUCCAGCAUAUUUUGAUUUAUCGACGAUAAGAAACUGUAAUAUAUUUUACAAUGAUGCAUUCAAAUGUCGAUCAUUAAAAGUGUCUAGUAGUAAUAAUGAAGAUGAACACGACAAUUUAUAUUCAUAUUUGAACUUUUCCACCAUUCGAGCUGUUACAUUCCAAUCAAUAAAUCUUCGAAAGUUACUUUCAUUUAUUCAACAAUUACCAAUGCAACAACUUGAAUCGAUCAAAGUUACAAAAAUGGAUUCUAGUAACUGUGCGAUGGCUAUGCAUGAAGAAGUAUGGUUGAUAAUUUUAGCAGCUGGUCGUAAUCGUCUUCGAUGUUUACACGUUCCAUAUCAGUUCAAUCGAUGGAAUAUUGAUCGAAUUUCGUUUGAUUUACCCUCAAUCGAAUAUAUUACUCUUGAAUCCAUAAGAACCGAUCAAAUGUUAAUACUUUUGCGUCAUACACCUAAUCUUGGCCAUCUAAAAGCACAUUUACUCGGUUUUGAUUGGGGUAAACAUCUUUCUACAUUUAAUACUGCUCUUCCCAAACUAAAACAUAUGAAUUUGAGUAUACAAUAUUUACGGUCAUUCGAACUACUCCAUCAUUUCUUUAUCUCAUGUCCACACUUGAUACAUUUAAUACUCAAACUAAAAGCACGUGAAGAUACAAAGAUGAUAGUCGAUCCAAGAUCAUGGCAAACAUUGAUCGAACAAUAUCUACCUGAUCUUCAAUAUUUACGACUUCGAUUGAAUAUAUUUUUGAGUAAUGGACAUAAACGUCACAAUAUUCAAUCACCAUUUGAUCGUGCAAAAUAUUGGCUUGAACGACAACCUCAUUUUCAAGUAAUAGUCAAAAGAAAGCUGCAUCCAUGGGAUCUGAGCGACAUAUGA